CACACGCCCCACCCUCGAGGACACCCUCGGUGUCACCCGCGCUAUGGGCCUCGCUGGAGGAUCGCUCGGCCCUUCCGGCGCCGGCGCCUCCGGCAUCCGUGCUGGUGUUCGGCUCGCCGUGUCGGGCCGUCGGCGUUCGAGUUAGCUUGUUGGCUGCGCUUUGGUUGCGGUGGCUCCGUUCUGAGGCUGUGUUGUUGUUUGCUGCUGUUCGGUUUUGUUGCUCGGGUGUGGCGUGUGUUGUCGCGGCGUUCGCCCGCCUUGCGCCGUCUCUGGUCGUCGGGCCUGUGUGCUGCUUUCGGUUCGGUUGUCUUUUGCUUUUCUGUGUUGCUUUCGUUCCGGCGCGUCGGCGUCGCGCGGGCGCUCUUGCGCCCUGGGCUUGUGUGUGUUGGCUCUCGCCGCUUGUAAGGCCCUCCUCCUUUACUUUACUUUACUUUACUUUACAUUACUUUACUCUCUUCUCUUGCUAUUCUUGCAUCCUCUCUUCCUUCUGCACAGCUUUGAAACAGUCGACGUCAUUUCUCUCGCGCUGUUUGACUUGCUUCCUUUUGUUUUAGGCUUCUUAAGGCCUACGAACCACUGUGAAGCAGUUUGCAUUUGUGGGCGUCCUCGUUUUUCGUCAGUCCACUUUGCAGCUGUAGCGCGACACUCCCUCUCCAGCGCCCUUCAGCCUAUGCCGGCUUGUGCUUUGGAACUCGACACUGCUAUGGAAUAGGAUUCUGGCGGUUCAGGAGCGUCGCCGUGGAGUUGGCGACAUUUCGCUUGUCGGCAUUUCAACAUCUCGCUAUGCAGUUGCUGGGUGAUCCUGGCUUGGCAGCGGACAGCACCCCUGCAGGUGGGGGCAACGCUGCCAGCCCGUUCUUCAGCCCCGGGCUGCAGCUCCACCUUGCCCUGUCCACGCAUAGCCUGGCGCACGGAGUGCAGGACCUGACGACUCAGCCCCAGGGCCCCAGCCUGCCUACCUACCCAGUCCUUCUGGUGGGUGCCACCACGGGGCUCCCAGAGGGCGAGCAGCUGUCCUCAGCCGGCGUCCGGGAAGUGACCAGUGCUGCCCUGUCAGUGCUGGACACCAUGUGCCGGCAGGGCAACCAGCCGCAGCUCUUGCAGGGCCACUCUCUGCACAGCACAGGCCGCCCCUCCCGCACGUUUGCGGGGCUGGCCUUCAGCCGGCGCGCGACCAGCGCCAGCAAAGCAGCCUUCACAGCGGAGCUCAUGCGCAAGUCGCCGCUGGCGGUACCGCUCCAGCGUGGUCAGGCUGUCCUCACGGUUCACGUGCCAGUGGACACCCGGCCCAUCAUUCCGGGCACCUACACCGUCACGGUCAAGAUGGUAGGGGGCCCUGUGUGGGGGGCUUUCCGCGGUCGCACCAAUUUGGUGCUGCAGGCGGGUGGCUAUCCCACCACCUCGGACCCCUCGAACCUGGCGUGUGCUUAUGUGGUCUCAGAGCAGUGCGCCAAAUCGGUGGGCCCCAAGGGGGAGCCCCAGGCCCCCGCAGGCCAGGGCAUCACCAACCACAUCUUUGCCUGUGUACGGGGCCCAGUCUGGGACCCGCAGCUCUCUCACCUGCAUUGUGCCAAGUUUGAGAUGCCAGGUGAGGAGCCCAUGCAGGUGGAGGUUCGUGGCGCCCCCCAGGCGGCUGGGACGGCCACGACAGCUGCGGCAGGCAGCCUUGCUCAGGCUGCAGCCGGGGUCGCCGACCUGGGAGGCAACACCUUGGGUGUGGUGAGGCCCGCGGCUGCCAUGGCGACCGCAGCGGACAUCGUUGACCACGUGGGGGACGUGCAGAUGCAGGAGGCGGCGGGUUUGGGUGACGCGGCGGCUGCAGCUGGUGGCGCCAGCGGGCCACACAGCAGGGCCCCGCCCCCGCUGCCAGUUCUGGUGGCGGGGGGAAGCAACCGUGCUGCUGCGGCUGCCCUGCGGGCCGCACUGCAGCAGCAGCCCUCUUCGCAGCAGCGGGUGACCGCGGGAGGGCUUAGCGGGGUCCAGCCGGCGGCAGGCGUGGGGGGGCCGCCGGCAGCCAGGCCUCGCCCUGCCGGUGCUGGGCCGGCUGGCGUGCAGCAGCAGCCCAGUGGCGCUCCCGCGCCACGGCCGCCCUUGGAUCAGCAGGCAGCCGCUGGGCAGGAUCAGGAGCAGACCGCUGUGAUGCAGCGGUACUUGGCCGAGCUGGCGGACCUCAAUCUCCAGCAGAAACGGCGGUUACAGCAACAGCAGCAGCAGGAGUUGCAGCGCCAGGGGCAGUCGCCCAGGCCCCGGACUGGCUCCCAGGUUGUGGUCCUGGCCACGCGGGGGGGGCAGGACGGGGCGGGCGGUUGCCCUGGCGUGGCGGCGUCACGGCGUGGGCAACGUGUUGACAUAGUUGACCACAUGGGGGACGUGCAGAUGCAGGAGGCGGCGGGUGUGGGUGACACAGCGGCUGCCGCGGGUGGCGCCAGCGGACCACCCGCCGUGGCCUCGCCCUCGCUGCCAGCUCUGGUGGCGGGGGGAAGCACCCAUGCUGCUGCGGCUCCCCUGAGGGCCGAGCGACAGCAGCAGCCCUCUUCACAGCAGCGGGUGGCAGCGGGAGGGCUUAGCGGGGGGCAGCCGUCGGCAGGCGUGGGGGGGCCACCGGCGGUCAGGCGUCGUACUGCCGGUGCUGGGCCGGCUGGCGUGCAGCAGCAGCCCAGUGGGGCUCCCGCGCCACUGCCACCCUUGGAUCAGCGGGCAGCCGCCGGGCAGGAUCAGGAGCAGACUGCUGUGAUGCGGCGGUACUUGGCCGAGCUGGCGGAGCUGAAUCUUCAGCGGCAACAGCGGUUACAGCAGCAGCAGCAGCAGCAGGAGCUGCAGCGCCAGGGGCAGUCACCCAGGCCCCGGACCGGCUCCCAGGUUAUGGUCCUGGCCACGCUGGGGGGACAGGACGGGGCGGGCGGUGGCGCUGGCAGGGCGGCGUCACGGCGUGGGCAACGUGUUGACAUAGUUGACCACGUGGGGGACGUUCAGAUGCAGGAGGCGGCGGGUUUGGGUGACACAGCGGCUGCCGCGGGUGGCGCCAGCGGACCACACAGCGGGGCCCUGCCCUCGCUGCUAGCUCUGAUGGCGGGGGGAAGCACCCGGGCUGCUGCGGCUCCCCGGAGGGCCGAGCGGCAGCAGCAUCCCUCUUCACAGCAGCGGGUGGCAGCGGGAGGGCUUAGCGGGGGGCAGCCGUCAGCAGGCGUGGGGGGGCCGCCGGCGGCCAGGCGUCGCACUGCCGAUGCUGGGCCGGCUGGCGUGCAGCAGCAGCCCAGUGGGGCUCCCGCGCCGCAGCUGCCCUUUGAUCAGCGGGCAGCCGCCAGGCAGGAUCAGCAGCUGAAAGCUGCGAUGCAGCGGUACUUGGCCCACAAGGCGGACCUCCAUCUCCAGCAGCAACGGCGGGUACAGCAACAGCAGCAGCAGGAGCAGCAGUGCCAGGUGCAGCCGCCCAGGCCCCGGACCGGCUCCCGGUUUGAGGUCCUGGCCACGCUGGGGGGACAGGACGGGGCGGGCGAUGGCGCUGCCACGGCGGCGCCCGGGCGUGGGCGACGGGUGCAACCAGCCGCGCACGCACCGCCGCCGCCGCCGCAGCAACAGCCCCGCUCCAAAGGGCGCGGUGGCCCCGCCCAGCUCCCGCAGCAGAGGGCAGGGCACUUGGGCGGCGGGCUGCCUCCCCCGCAGGACGGUGCUAGCUCGCCGCCGCGCGUGCCCACUGGGCGGCCGGCCGGGGGACAGCAGGCUGAUGUGCAGGGGUUUGAGUGGGCGCAGCUGGGCCACGACACGCUUGGUGGCCGCCUCCUCGCCUACCUCCGUGACCAGGGCGCCACCGUACCGGACUUGGCCGUCUGCCGCGUGCCGGCCGGCCGUACCGCCGUCCUGGCACAGCUGCGCGACGAGUUCACUGGCUGGUGGCGCCUGUACUCAGCCCAGCCUGCAGAUACACCCCUGCCUUCCGACGUGACGGAGCAGCUGGAUGACGCCGCGCAGCAGGUGCAGACGGCCUACAUGGACUACGUGCUCCUAGACGCCCGCACCCUGCGGUCCGCUAAGCGUGGGCCGGCGGACCCCGGCGGGGCCAGCGGGCCCAGCCGCCGGCAACGCCAGCACCGCAGCCGCAGUACCUCCAGCCUCAUGAGCCUGGGCAGCGCUCCAUUGCACCCCGGCGGCGCCAGCUCAGGUGACGGCGCUUGCACGCAAUGGGAGGCGGACAAGUUCUUCUUGCGGGAGGCCGCCACCAGCAUCCACCGUCGGCAUGCACGCCAGACCCGGGACGGGCUGCAUGGGGUGGUGCUGGCCGCAGACGCGGCCGCUGCCCUGGCCGACCGGCCGGGUGCCAGCGCCGCGCAGCGUCAGGCUGCGGCCAUGGCCAACUUGGCGGUGCGGGAGGAGCGGGCAGCUGCCGCAGCGGCCAGCCACAAUGCCCGCGCUGCACUGAUGGAGGAGCAUGGGGAGCGGGGCACUCGCUGGUUCCAUCGGCAGGCUGACGAGCCAGCAGCCGGCGCGCAGGAGCGCAUCACGCACUUGAAGGUGCCGGGGCAACCGGCGCCUGUGGCGCUCACGGGGCCGGGCACGCGCAACACUGUCUCCGCAGCCGCCGCAGCCAUGUACAGCAGCACCAGCCCCACCGGCCUGUUCCGCGUGCAGCCUGUCUGUACGGUGUCGCAGCAACAGCUUCUGGAGGCCAUUGACCGCAAGGUUCCGGCGGAUCUGCAGGCCGCCGCAGAGGGGUCCGGUGACGGCGCCCUCAGUGAUGCGGAGCUGAUGGCAGCGCUGGCUGGCUCCGCCAAUGGUAAAGCGCCUGGGUCGGACGGGGUCCCGUACGAGGUGUACAAGGUUUUCUGGGCGCUGCUGGGUCCGCGCUUGUGUGCUGCUGCUGCCGCUGCCUUUGCUGCCGCUGCAGACGCCCACGAUGGCGGUGAAAUGGCGGCGGCGCUGCCCGCCUCCUGGCGGGAGGGCAUCAUCACCCUCAUCUACAAGGGCAAAAGCCUGGACCGCGCCGAGCUGGCGUCCUACCGGCCCAUCACGCUGCUCAACUGCGACUUCAAGAUGGUGUCCAAGGCCGUCAGCGCCCGCCUGCAGCCCGCCCUGGAUGCAGUUGUGGAUGAGCUGCAGACCGCGUUCAUCACCGGCCGCUGGAUUGGAGACAAUGCGCUGUACCUCCAAGGCCUGAUCGAAUGGAUGCGCCUGGACGUGGGCGCGGACGGCACGCCACGGCAGGGUGGUGCGCUGUACUUCUUGGACAUUGAAAAGGCGUAUGACCGGGUGCACCGACAGUGGCUGUAUGCGUCCGCGGAGGGACUGGGGUUUGGGCCGCGCAUGCUACGCUGGAUCCGCCUGCUCACUGCCAACGGCUCUGCCCGCGUGUGUGUGAACGGGAUGCUCUCUGACGCCUUCCCAGUGCUGAACGGCUUGCCGCAGGGCAGCACCGCCUCACCACCCCUGUGGGUCAUCCAGAUGCAGCCACUGACGUCCUUUCUGCGGCGGCAGGUGGAGCAAGGGGCACUGCGCACGCCCCUGUUACCCAGCGGCGAGCAGGCGCCACCUGCUGCCCACCACGCUGACGACACGACCCUCACGGCGCGCGACCCGGCGGUGGACGGGCCGGUCCUGAUGGCGGCAGUACAGCUGUUCUGCCGCGCGUCCAACGCCCGUGUCCAUCCGGACAAGAGCAAGGCCAUGGGCCUUGGCAGGUUUGCGCACCUGACGGGCCCUUGCCCACACACGGGGGUGCCGUUUACCACUGGCGCCGUGACGCACCUGGGUGUGCCUCUGUCGUGCGACUCUGUUGCGGCUGCAGCUGACCUGUACACCCGGCGGGCUCGCGGUAUGGCGUUUGUGGCGCGUCUGUGGGCUGCCCUGUCUCUGACUCUCGUUGGCCGUGUGCACAUUGCGAAGCAGGUGCUGGCGGCGAAGCUGGCCUACCACUUCAGCUUCCUCAACCCGUCGCCUGCGCAGCUGAAGGAACUCACCGACCUGGUGGACCACUUUGCUGCGCGCUCCAUGCACGCUGAGGACGCCAGCCUGGUGUCGCACGGGAACCCGCUCCUGCUGCCAAAGCGGGAAACGGCAUGUCUGCCGUACAAGGACGGGGGUGUCAACCAUGUCGACCUGCCUGCGUUCCUGUCUGCCCUGCAAGCUAAGACUUUCGCCCUCCUUGCCCAGCCAGGCCGGCAACCCUGGAAGAUGCUCACCCGGGCGCUGCUUACCCAUGUGCGCCCGGACUCAGCCACCACGUGGGCGUGGGUGUACAGCGACGCGCCAGCGCCAGCGGGGCUGCCUGCCCGGCUGGCGGCCGCGGUCGGCCACGUGCGGAGCGCGGGUGUGGAACAGCAUCCGCCGCAGCCAGCCACUCAGCCGCCAGCGGCGCCGCCACAGUGGCGGGUUAGCCUGGACCAGCUGUGGGUGGCUAACGCUGCGGGGGCUGUGUCCUACGUCCACUACACGGGGCGGCUCUUGGAGCCUGGGCCUGGCGUGCUGCCCCCGGCGGUGGAUGGGGCGUGGCAGCCUGCCUGUGUGCUGCAGCAUCGCAAGCCGCGGCACCUGUGGACCUUUGAAGAGCGGGCGGCGUACGAUGCAGCAUCACCAGGGGAACGGGCGGGGGCGUGGCCUCGGGCGCCGUACUUCCUGGCGCCGGAGGCUGGGGUGGUGGUGCACCCGGAGCACUGCCGGAUUGCGGGUGUCAGCUUGGCGGACUACACGCCAUGCCGUGCCCAGCGCCAGCACAGCAGGCGGGGGGUUCGGGGACCCAGCCGGCGGCACAGUCGCGGCUGGUGGAGCGGGAGGCGGAGUGGCAGCGUGCAGCGGCGCAGCUGACCACCACGGCGGCGCAGCAUUUCCACAAUAACCCG
Chlamydomonas reinhardtii is the source of this 6830-nucleotide messenger RNA. RefSeq lists its product as uncharacterized. NCBI's taxonomy places the organism in Eukaryota, Viridiplantae, Chlorophyta, Chlorophyceae, Chlamydomonadales, Chlamydomonadaceae. The transcript is spliced from 6 exons. The record is from RefSeq and is a predicted model, not a curated record. Bases 784 to 6795 code for a protein of 2003 amino acids.